CUUUCCACAUACACGACCUCACAGCAAGCCUGGUCCUCAUUGUGCCUGCUCUUGCCAGCAUUGAUGACCCUGCCAGGCCAGAGUGUCCCACACCAGGUUAGACACCAGAUUAGGUCCUGGAAUAACCCCUACCUUAGACUCUCACACACACACAUCCUCUCCUGCUUGCUGGCCAAGCUGAAAAAGGUCACAGCUGCCUGGGCUCCAAGCCAGAGGGAAGAGGAGAAGGCAGGGCCAGCAAGAAGUACUGUCUGGUGGCAGAAUGUACAGCCUCAUAGAAAGGCCGGCAACAGUAACUGCCUGCCUCCGUUCCUCCAUCCUUGGCAAAGGAGGCUUUCUGGAAGGUGGUGCUGAGGGUGUGUGACCAGACAGGGACAUUAAGUUUUACUCCCCUGCCACUCAAAAUUCUACAUUCCCACCUCCAAUCUCAACCAGCUCAGACAGUGAUUCAUGGGCACGUUCACCUUCAUGGGCACAUUCACCCUCAUCCUAAAACGACCUAGUGAAAGUUCCAGUCUUUCUUAGAGUGGGGAAGUGCUCCGGCCCAAAUAAGGUCUGUAGACCCAUCCGGACUGGGCAGGAACCUCUCAGCUACAAACCCCUCAGUGACCCCACCUCCCUAGUGGCUUAGCUUGGCUUUCCCCAAAGAUGAUUUUUAAAUAUACAGGUUCUGAGAGCACGCUGCCUCUUGGGCUGUGCCCUACCAGUACCAAUCUGUCUACAGACCCACAACCAAAGGGAACCGUCGCGCUCUACGGGCGGACCCCUCCCCCGCCCGGGAAGCCAGGCCUUCUGGUGUCGCGGGCUAUUUCUGGGUAUGGAGGGGGAGGGGACCGGUAAGAAGGACAGGGAACUGGGGCGCUGGGGCCAGGAAGCGGGUGAGCGAGUCUUUCCACUCGCGAUCUCCCUGGCAAACCUUCUCAAACUUCCCCUCCCUUAGCCUGUGAACAGCGGGCCGCGACUGGGAACCCGCCAACUCAUCCUCGGCGGUGUUCCCUGCGCCCUCCCUGGGGAGAGAACUGUCUUGAGCCGGCGAGGGGGAGGAUGGGAACUGUCCACGAAAGCAGAGUCGGUGGGCUUCUGUUCCUGACUCGCCCUGUGCCACAAGAGGCCGCUGCGGACCAGCUGUGCCUAGGUUCCCUCAGAGCGCCCCCAUGCUGUCUGAUGUCUGGAAGAAGGCGGCGGUGCCCGCAAGGGCUGGAGCCGCAGGAACGACUCCCAGUGUAGCGACUGCGCGCUCCACAACCUGCAGACGAAAAGCUCGGGAGGACCCAGCCUGGCACCGCAGAACUGCUGCUUUCUGGCCCAGAGCAUCCAGGUGCUCCAAGUCGGGGACUCCAGCUUAGCCAGAGCCCCUGCUCUCCUUGGGCGCAACAACUUAGUGACGAUCUAUCGCAGGAAGAGCUCGAAACCAGACAACAUCUAAGCUGGCCACUCCCGCGGAGAUCCCGCUUUUGGGAGUCUAGAUGCCAAGCUCAGAAGCAGCGAGGACCUCAGGCCAGACGGUUGAAGCAGGGCCACUGAUGUGGAACAGAAUGAAUGGAAUGUCAGAGAUCCCAAGUCUCCCAUCUUCCCCAGGUUCUUUGAGCAUUGGCGUAUCUAGGAGAAAUGCGCUCCCCCUUCCUGUUCCUUGAUCCUUCGCUAUCAGUGAUCAUAUCCUACAGUGACAUUGUGCCUGACCACAGCUGCCUGGAGAUAAGAAUGGCUGAGAGGUCCACCAGCAACUGGAGCCCAGGCAGCUGGGUGCUAGCACUGUGCCUAGCCUGGCUGUGGACACGUCUGGCCUCUGCUUCCUUGCAGCCUCCAACAUCCACAGUCCUAGUGAAGCAGGGCACCUGUGAGGUGAUUGCCGCACAUCGCUGCUGUAACCGCAACCGUAUCGAGGAGCGCUCCCAAACGGUCAAAUGCUCCUGCCUUUCUGGCCAGGUGGCUGGCACAACAAGAGCAAAGCCCUCCUGUGUGGACGCGUCCAUCGUCCUGCAGAAGUGGUGGUGUCAGAUGGAGCCCUGCUUGCUGGGGGAGGAGUGUAAGGUGCUCCCGGACCUGUCAGGGUGGAGCUGCAGCCGAGGACACAAGGUCAAAACCACCAAGGUCACACGGUAACUCUCGGAGGUCAAGGCUGAGGCUUUGACUCAGCUUGGGACUGAAGAAUGGCCUCUGGUCACCAGACAGCAGAUAGGAGGACUCACUCACCCGGACACGUGUCCUUGUCAAAUGUAACAUAAAUCUGUCAGGGCCCUGUUAGCCACACUGUUAGGCAGAAAUGCUUGAUCUUCAGCCACAUACUUAGAGACCUCUGCUCUCCUAUGAACAAAGGCCAACACACAAACCUACCCUUAAGGAAAACCUUGUCAAGUUAGGGAGUGGAUGACAGAUACUUUAAAGUGUCUGGUGCCAUGGUUUCUGAGUCACUUGCAGUGGGUACAGUGCGGGUGGGGUGGGUGGAUGAAAUUCUCACAGAUCUUCAGCCAUCCCCCGAUCGCUGGACACAAAGUCAUGAGGUCACACCAGUAUCUUCCCAUCCUGGCCUUCCCAGCAAACCUGCACCCCAGCCAGAUGCUAAGAUGUGAGAGGAAAACACUGUCUCCUGAUGCCGAGCCCAUGGGAUCUCUUUUGGACAGUGCCAGAAAGUAGAGGUGAGGAGCUCUUCAGCUCAGCUCUGCCGAGGCACGGUGGCACUCACAGCCUUUGCUGUCUAUGGGAUGGACAGGACCUCAGUCAGAGUCAACCCCUACCUGAACUUCAGGCGUUUGGUUGCCUGUUUUAAUGGAUAAGAAAACCUAGACACAGAAGGAUGAGAUGGCUUGCCCAAGAUCUCACAGCUUGGGCUUCCAAAACAUGACUGUUGAGAUUCCAGCCCAGGCCUUCCAUGGACAUUUUAUCUAAACAGUGAGACCAGCAAACACUGUCUGCAGCAAUGGCAGCAGGAUGGCAGCAAUGUGAUCUUUGGGAGAUGGGACUUUGACCACUUCAGUCCCCCAAAUCCAAACAGGCCACAUGACAGCCCAGAGGGAACUCAGCCCAGUGGCAGCUGAAGCAGUGUGAGCAGGUGCCCACCUCUGGCUGUCUGCUUCCCGGAGCUUCAGCCAUCCCCCUACAUAGGUACCUGUCAGAGGGCAGAGGGGCAGUCCAGAGGACAGCCCAACCUUGAAGGUCUCCACAAUCGGGCUGGCCUCCUGGAUGGCUUGGGGGUGGCAUGCUGGCUUGCUCUUAUUCCCAAGGCCUCAAGAAGUGGUAUAUGUUAGAGACCAGCCUGGAUGAUGGUCCCUGAGAAGGCAAAUCAGUGAUAGUUUGCACUGGAGUCUCGGUGCCCCAUCUCUGCCUGUUUCUCUAGGCAUUUGGCUAAGACUCUGAUGUCACCCCACCUCAGGGCAUGCUUUUGGUUUUGUUAAAUGAGAUGACAGUGAUGUUAUCUUUCGAAGUCAGGCCUCUGUCAGUCUGCUUGUAGCAAGGUCACAGGCCAGGGUCACCAUGGAGAGGUCCACGGCUGUCAUGGACUCCUUCACACUGAAGAGUGGAGGCCGGAGGAUAUGUUACGUCUCCGUGACAUAUUCUUUGUUGUGUUCUUUUGUUCCAUUUUGUUUUUAAAAACAUUACAGAAUUGUCAAUGUCAUCUUUAGCUCUAGGGGUGGAGGGAACACAUUGUGGCCCAUUUCAGGUGUUUGUCACCCUUCCCAGGGGACAUUGAAGGCCUGGGAUGGCCUCCCAGCCUCCUGGCUCACCCCUCUGUACCAAGGAAACCUGAGCGCAGGGCUGGGCCUGGGUUUGUUUUCCUCCUAAUGCUCAGAGAGAGAUGGGUGAGUGAAUUAUUUAGGUUACAGCUUCAGCAGAGCCAGACAAUGAAAAAGUGUGCUUUCCUGGAGGCCCGAAGGUAGGCUCUGUAGGUGACAGAGAGCUCAGUGGCAGAACACUGAAGGAAAGGUGGACUCUCCAUUCACUCGCUCCUGGACUGUCACCCCAGUGUCAGCACCCCUGCUCCACCCUGGCUUGCUAUCCACAUGAACUGGGUUAGAAUGGAGAGUAUGGAGAUGGGGCUCUCCUGUGAGCUGCCAGCCUCCUCCAGCCCUACCUGCCUCAGUGUCCUGAUUCUGUACCUUCUCUGACCCCCAGUCUCCCUCCCUCCCUCCCUAGCCAGGCAUUCACUGGGUGAACUCUGAACCGAGGGAGCAUGUGUACAUUGCCAGGAAAGUACCACGUAAAAAGCUCUGGCAAAGAAAAGCUCCAGACCCCCCUGCCCCCAACUCCAGCUCCCCAAAAUUCUGUAUCCAACGGAGUCCAAACUUGUGUAGGUUUUGUAGCUAUGCAAAGAACAUUCUAGAAAUAAAUGGAGUUUUUUUGGAGCACAGGGGUUCCUGUAGUUGUCUGUCUUCCUUCUCCCUCCUUGGCAAGAGCAUCUCAGAUCCUCUGACGUCUGCUGGGACCCCAACCCUUCAGCUAUGCAGACCUUAGGAAAGCUGGCAACUAUUAAAUCAUAUGACUGAUUUCUGCUGACCUCCUGGCAGUAUCACUGGAGUCUGUGAGUGACGUCCUGAUUAAGAACCCAAGGCUACAGCUCCUUAAAAUCAGAGUUAUAGGAUUGCAAAGGGGUUUAGAAGCCAGUUAGCCAAACUCUCUGAUUUGCCAGCCUAGGAGAGGGUAGCUCAAAAAGGUUAAAUAAUUUGCCCAAAGUUGCACAGCCUGUUGGUGGCAUGUCCUUGCUCAGUGACGCAGCACACAGUUCUUUCCAUUAUUGUCCAUCCCUUUGUACUCCAGAGCAGAUGAGAACUUGGAAGGGGAACAGGGUUUUUAACCAUGACUGUGAGUCUCAUUCUAGACUUGCCCAACACUGUGAGAGCAAGGGGCAGAGGGAAGAAAAACAGGAAACACACAGUGGUCACAGACACAUAGGAAGGAAGAAGGGGAGGGGUGGACAUCACCACUUCAGAAUGUCAAACCACACAGCAAAACUGAACAAGGCUGAUGCCUCAUGAAGGAGAACUGGUCUCUGUCCUCUCUGGAGGAGGUGACACAGAGCUUUGCCAGUCCUUGGCAAACCGGCAUGGUGGUUCAUGCCCAUAGCCUAGGUACUCAGGAAGCAAGCAGGAGGAUGGCAAGAUGGAGGCCAGUUUCGACCUAACAGAGACCCUGUCAAAAGAGGAAAAACAACAACAACAACAACAACAACAACAACAACAACAACAACAACAACAACAGAAAAGAAUUUGAAACCUUGAGGAACCUUGAAGCUGCCUUGAUAACCCCAGGUUCUUUAUGUCCUAUGGGGGGGAUUGCAAACUAAAGCACAUGGGGUUUUUGUUUGUUUGUUUUUUGUUGUUGUUUUGGGGUUUUUUUCAAAUAAAGUUUUAUUGAAACAUG
Messenger RNA from Rattus norvegicus (Norway rat), 5355 nucleotides. The record is from RefSeq and is a predicted model, not a curated record. NCBI's taxonomy places the organism in Eukaryota, Metazoa, Chordata, Mammalia, Rodentia, Muridae.